AGUUAUUAUUUGUGAUGCCCAAUUUAAGAAGAUCUGACAAAUGACAAUGAAGCAGCUGCUUCAAUUCUUGAGCCACUACAGUCCUAGGAGGGAAGAGAGUGCAAACUGAGAACAAACAGAAAAAAAGGAAAAGUAAAAAGAAGGCUCUUAUUUUCACAAGGGUCACACCAUUCUCUGUCAGAAACACACACACACCUAGCUUAGAGACCCCUCUUCUUGUUCAGACCCAGAACCCAGAAAAAAGACAAUUUUUUGAGGUUUUCUGAUAAUUCUUGAAAGUGGGUCUGAAUCUUUUUGAGUAAAUUCAAGAAUGGUGUUCAUAACUGAAGAACUGAUCAAGCAGUUGCAAACUUUAAUGGAUGAAAUUGCUGAGCCACUUCACAAGACUUUCCAGAAUGUACAUCAGGGGUACCGAACCGAGACACUGGUGAGGUUUCUCAAAGCUAGGGAUGCCAGUGUCUCUAAAGCACACAAGAUGCUUGUUGACUGUUUAAAUUGGAGGAUAGACAAUGAGAUUGAUCAGAUACUUGCAAAGCCAAUAUUACCCACUGAUUUGUACAGAGCAGUGCGGGACACUCAGCUUGUGGGGAUGUCUGGAUAUUCAAGAGACGGUCUUCCUGUCGUAGCUGUUGGUGUAGGGCUCAGCACAUAUGACAAAGCGUCGAUUCACUACUAUAUUCAGUCACAUAUCCAAAUGAAUGAAUACCGUGACCGUGUAAUAUUGCCUUCUGCAUCAAAGAAAUUUGGGCGGUAUAUUGGGACCUGUAUAAAGGUUUUGGACAUGACUGGUCUAAAGCUUUCUGCACUGAACCAAAUCAAGCUCUUAACUGCUAUAUCUACCAUCGAUGACUUAAAUUAUCCUGAGAAGACAGAGACGUAUUACAUUGUUAAUGCUCCAUACAUUUUUUCAGCGUGCUGGAAGGUUGUGAGACCUCUUUUACAAGAAAGAACCAAAAAGAAAGUCCAAGUGCUCUCAGGCUCAGGAAAAGAUGAACUAUUGAAGAUAAUGGAUUAUGCAUCUCUGCCACAUUUUUGUAAAAGAGAAGGCUCGGGUUCAUCUAAGCAUUCUAGAAAUGGUACAAAUGAUAAUUGUUUCUCAUUGGAGCAUGCCUUUCAUCAGCAGCUCUAUGAUUUUAUUAAGCAGCAAGCUGAAGCAUUGGAGGCUGUUGCACCAAGCAAAGAAGGAUCUGUCCAUGUGACCUUACCUGAGCCAGAUCCAGACGAUGCGAAGAUUGCUGAAACAAUAGAAUCUGAAUUUCAGAGGAUCAGGAAGAAAAAUGGAAUUUGCCAAUCAUUUCAUGAAAUUAAGAUCAAUGGUGAUUGAAGCAGAAUGGAAAUGAAUUUGCAUUUUGGCUGUUUCACUGUAGUCUUGGUUAUUGCUUACUUUUACAUGAGGAUUUAAGCAUUGUAAUACUAAUGGCUUGCAUCAUCUCGAUGCAGGAUUUAGAUAGAACCUAAGUUGUAACAUGACAAUACUACCUUGGAGUGGACUAUAUGGAUGGUCGAAAAUGCUUAAAGAAUCCCACGAUGAAUUUUACGCGCAUUUUGCUUAAUUGA
Molecule: messenger RNA, 1557 nt
Organism: Nicotiana tabacum (common tobacco)
Lineage: Eukaryota; Viridiplantae; Streptophyta; Magnoliopsida; Solanales; Solanaceae
Product: SEC14 cytosolic factor
Source: RefSeq, a predicted model, not a curated record